AUGCUGUCGACAAAAUCGGCGCAGUCGCUGCGGAACCUGUUCGCUGGCUACCACGAGCCGGCGGGGCUGUCGAAGCAGCAAUCCCGGAAGCUGCUCGACGGCCUAAAGUCGUCCUUCCGACACCAGCUGGACCGUGAAUAUGGCCGUGCCCCGGACCGCGCCGCUUCCCCGGCCGCCGUUUCCGAGGCCCACCACCAGAUCCGGCAUUCCGCCGCGACUCGGCACCUGAGAUCCAUCCUCUCCAACCCGCUGUUCAGCUACGACCGACAGGCCAAGUCCGCCUCGUCCUCCGUCCUGCCAGCCACCAAACGAGACCCCAUGGACGUGUUCGACCACGCGGUUGCAAAGGGCAUGAUGACGCUGAAAGCCGCGACGGGCUGCAUCCUUGCCAAGCGGCAGGUGCUCUCGAGGUCCUCCAACCCUCCCGCCAUUCCCGCCUCCGCCUCCGCUUCCUCGGACACGGCCCUGCGCGUCGUGCGGUGGCUCAAGUUCUCCGGCAGCGAGGCCAGCCUGCGGUUUCUCGAGGAUCGGGCCUUUGUCCGUGCGCUCACGCCUCUCAUCGUUGCAGAAGGCCUGGACGACACCGCGUGGGAGUGGCUCUCCCGGACCGUGUCGGAACCCAACGCCUCGUGGGGAGACGACCUGCGCGUCCGACGCGCAGCCUUCCUUCUCGCGCAGCUGGUCCACGCCAAAGGCCAGCCGCAGCACGGCAACCUCGACGCCGCAAUCACCACCAUCCUCGACGCCGAGCAGCUCUACCGCAGCAACCCCCUCCUGCCGCAGCUGCUCCUCCUGCCCUGGCGGUCGGUGUCGUGGCUGUCCACCGUCGAGUCGUACAGCCGAGCCGCCCCCUCGGAGAGGCUCUUCGACGCCCACGUCGCCACCGCGCACCUCCUCCCGCGCGCGCUCGACGUCGAAACGGCGCACCUGCAUCUCCACCAUCCCACCUGCCCGGACCACGGGCCCGCACUGCGCUUCUUCAGCGACAAGGAGAAGCUGCACAGAUUGGUGGCGCGCGGCGGCCCCCGCGACGCAAAGCGAAAGGGGAUGAGCGUGCUCCCGUGGAUAGAGUUUCUCGCCCGCGACACGGUCAAUCACCUGGCGCAGUUGGGCAAAACGCGCGAGGCCGACCACGUCACCGCCCUGCUGCGGUCCGAGCUGGCCAGCUGUGCCGUCGAUUCCCUGAGUCCCACUUGA
Molecule: messenger RNA, 1197 nt
Organism: Ustilaginoidea virens
Lineage: Eukaryota; Fungi; Ascomycota; Sordariomycetes; Hypocreales; Clavicipitaceae
Exons: 1
Coding region: 1-1197 (398 amino acids)
Source: RefSeq, a predicted model, not a curated record